Molecule: messenger RNA, 5249 nt
Organism: Lytechinus variegatus (green sea urchin)
Lineage: Eukaryota; Metazoa; Echinodermata; Echinoidea; Temnopleuroida; Toxopneustidae
Product: nck-associated protein 1-like
Exons: 30
Coding region: 122-3715 (1197 amino acids)
Biological process (GO): cell migration; neuron projection morphogenesis; cortical actin cytoskeleton organization
Cellular component (GO): SCAR complex
Source: RefSeq, a predicted model, not a curated record
UUAACAAGCGGCUAAGUUCCCUAAUUCUGCGACAAGGCCGCACCUUGAAUGCUAAACCUGUAUCGAAUGCCCGUUAUUUCAGCUUUAAUUAGAGUCUAGAUGUCGUUGAUUUCUGUGUGAUAUGUCCAGCAGGAUGCCUGUAUCUCAAGGCCAGCUCAAGCUGGCUGAAAAACUUUCAAUUCUCAAUGAUCGUGGCACAGGAAUGCUUGCAAGACUAUACAACAUCAAAAAGGCUUGUCAAGAUCCAAAGUCACGUCCAGCGUUCCUCUCAGAGAAAAGUCUGGAAUCAUGUCUCAAGAGUAUCGUCAGGAAAUUUCCUCAUACAGAGAAGAAUGCACAUGGUCAGCUGAGUCCUAUAGAUACCAGGAAGGCCGAGAUUCUCAAGGUGCUGAGUGUGUACUACAUGACAUUCAGAGAUAUCUUAGAAUACAAGGACCAUGUCUCAGAACUAUUGACUGUAAUAGCAACAUGCAACACAAACCUGGAUAUUACUUGCAACUUUGACAUGACCAAGAAUUACCUAGACCUUGUUGUGAAGUAUGUCUCAAUCUUACUACUACUGGCUAGAGUUGAGGACAGGAAAGCCAUGCUGGGCCUAUACAACACAGCAUAUGAUCUAGCAAAUCAAAGAAGUGAGCCAUCAUUUGCUCGUCUUGGAACCAUGAUAAUGGAGUACGAACAUCCAAUGAAGAAGCUUGCAGAAGAAUUCAUCCCAUUAGAGAGAUGUGUAGCCUCGGCUCUGUUCUCGCUCCUUCAUCUUUACCCACGUCGUAACCUGACUGCCGAGCAGUGGAGGUCACAGGAGAUGCUCAGUCUGGUUGCCAAGCCUAAUGUCCUCCUUAACCCAGCACAAAGUGAAACAAUGAGAUGUGAAUACCUAUCCCUUGACACACUCGAGAGAUGGAUUAUAAUUGGAUUUAUGGUAUGCCCCACCCUUCUGACAACCAAUGAGCGUGCCCUAGCCCUAUGGCGCCCCGCCCUGCAGAGCUCUUAUUGUAUCACCCUGUGUCGUGAUGAGGUGCUCAUCUUCCAUAAAUACAUUGAGGUCUUCUUCACCUCCAUCAAAGGGUUCAGUAAGAAAGCCCAAGAAGUGAAGGAUGCGGCUACCCAUGCAUUGAAUUAUGCACCUGGCCUUCACAAGGAGAGAAGAAAGUUCUUGAGGACAGCUCUAAAGGAGCUCAUCACCAUCAUCUCUGAUCAGCCUGGGUUACUGGGACCAAAGGCUUUGUAUGUCUUCAUGGGUCUUGCGUUUGCUCGCGAUGAGAUCCUGUGGCUUGUAAGACACACUGAGCAUCCUCACCCUAAGCUCAAGAAUAAACCAGUCAUGGAUGAUCUUGUGGAUCAUCAUCUACCAGAGCUACUCUUCUACAUCGAGGAACUACGUGGUCUUGUGAAGAAGUAUUUCUAUGUCCUGCAAGACUACUACAUCCAGUAUCUCAAUGGAUAUGAUGCUAUCGUGCUCAACAACAUUGUCAAGAGUCUUACCAUGUGCCCAGAAGAUGAAUCCAUCAUCUUAUCAUCCUUUGUACAGACCUUGGAAUCACUCAAUGUUAAACAAGUGAAAGAAGGUCCACAACCAGACUUCACUGGAUUCCGUCUUGAUUGGUUCCGUCUACAAGCCUAUACCAGCAUCAGUCGAGCUACCUUGGUCCUAGGUGAUAAUACUGAACUAGCUAGAACAAUGAACACUAUCAUCUUCCAUACAUUGAUGGUGGAUGCUGCUGAUGAGGUUCUCUUGGAAACAUCUGAUCUUAGUAUCUUCUGUCACCACAGUCGUAUCUUUGAGCGUAACUUUGAGAUGUCUCUAGGCUAUCCUACCCAAUCUCGUUUUGCGGUGGCCUUCCCCCUCAUCUGUGCUCAUUUCAUUAAUUGCACACAUGAGCUAUGCCCUGAGGAGAAAAGCCCACGCAACCAUCGCGAUACCGUUCUUUAUUUCACCGACAGGAGGUUUCAUGUUGGAGAGCGUAGUCUAUCGGUGACCAAUGCUUUCCUUGACCGUCUCGCUAAGGAGGUCAAGGAUGUAGUGACCAGAAUCUGUUCUGAGCAAUGUAACCUAAGUGACCAGCUUCUGCCCAAGAAUGCUGCACCCCUUCACAUCAAGCAUGAACUUCAACGUAAGACCAAGCAGAAUGUUGAUAAGAAUCGUUUGAAGACACUCACGGAGAACCCUAUGCCUGGGACUGAAAGCUUCAGGAAAACCAGAGAAAACUUGACAGAAUUUGAUCGUCUUCACAUCUCACUAUCUGAGUUGUGUACAGCUAUCAAUUACUCAGCUAAGAUCAUGGUUUGGGAACAUACUUUUUCACCAAGAGAGUAUCUCAUCCAGCAUCUGGAAGCCAGGUUUGCCAAAGCACUUGUAGGAAUGAUGAUGUACAGCCCUGACACUAAUGAGAUAGCUAAACCCUCAGAGCUUCUCACCAGUGUUAGGACCUACAUGAAUGUCCUGCAAAGCAUUGAAAGCUAUGUCCAAGUUGAUAUCACCCGAGUGUUUAACAAUGUAAUGCUACAACAAACCCAACAACAGGACAGUCAUGGAGAGAAGACUAUCACCAUGCUAUAUACUAACUGGUAUCUUGAGGUAUUCCUUCGCAAGGUAACCACUUGCCACAUCAUCUACUCUCCUCAUCAGAAGGCAUUCAUCAGUCUAGCUCCUGAUAAACAUCUACCGUUCAAUGCAGAGGAAUAUACCGAUGUUACAGAGCUGAGAUCGUUAGCAGAGCUGAUUGGAGCAUAUGGAAUGAAGUUUCUUCAUGAGAGUCUUAUGUGGCAUAUUGCCAGUCAGAUGGGAGAACUUAAGAAACUUGUUCUUGAAAACCGUGAAGUAUUGACUCAACUUCGAACCAACUUUGACAAGCCUGACGUCAUGGCCCAACUAUCAGUCCAACUCAAACAUAUAGAUAACUUAUUGAUGCGUCUGAACAUCAUCGGUAUCAUCCUUGCCUUCAAGAGUCUAACACAAGAAGCUCUCAGUGAUGUCCUUGCUCGAAGAGUACCAUUCCUCUACAGUGCUAUCAUAGACUUCAAGGAACAUGUCCGAGCAGCUGGACAGGAUGCUAUCAUUGUGGAUACUCUAGCCAACAGUGUUGGUCUGUCCUGCAAUGUAGAUCCAGCCCUGGUCAGUGCUCUUCGCUCAGAGAAAGAGAUUGACCCAGAGUCGGACUAUACCCUGUCUUGUCUUCUGAUGGUGUUCAUCGCUGUCUCACUCCGUACCUUAGCCCGUCAGGAGGGUACUGUCUAUCAUCCAGUAUAUGAUUUGUCCAUCCUAAUCACUGUCACUGUCUUGUAUUCUAUUUCAGUUGACCCAGAGUCGGACUAUACCCUGUCUUGUCUUCUGAUGGUGUUCAUCGCUGUCUCACUCCGUACCUUAGCCCGUCAAGACGGUACUGUCUAUCAUCCAAUGUAUGAUGCCCAUCCUAACAAUUGCCACUGCUAUGCCAAGGCUAUCAAUGCCAUCGCUGGUGCUCUCUUCUCACUUCAUGGCAGGGGUGAUGUUGAGGAAAGACUCCAAGAAUUCCUUGCUCUGACAUCAUCUAACAUGCUUCAUCUUGGCCAAGAGACUGACAAGGCUAUCACAGUCAAGGGACGAGAAUCUCUUCACCUCCUCCUAGAUCAGAUUGUGAAAGAAUCGCCAUUCCUGACACAGGACCUCUUAGAAUCUUGCUUCCCAUACGCUCUUCUGAGGAAUGCAUACCACACUGUACUGAAGAGAGACUAAAACCUAUCACGAUACCAAAGAGAUCUUAGCUGGAAAGUACACACAUUCAGGAUGCAGAAACAUGAAUUCUUUAAGGUGCUUCUACUUUCAUCUCUGUGACAAGAUAAGGUAUGUUUGAACAUCAAAAACUCGGAAGACCUAGUAUCUUGUCCCCAUAGACAGUUAAGAUAUUCCUGUCGUAAACCAAACUUAAGUUCUGGGCCCUCCUACACAAUUUUAGUGAUUGAUUGUAAAGCUGAUUUUAAUGUUUGAUUACAUUGACCAUAAUGUGCAAUCGGCCAUAAGAUUCAAUUAUAUAAUCAAUUGCUAAGUUUAGUGUUACCAGGUCCUGAUCAGAGGAAAAAUCUUGUUCAAGAUGCUUUUUCAUGAGACUUGAAUUCCUGCAACGUCCAGGGAGAGCAUGUUUGGGGGGAAAAGGAGGGGCUUAAAAACUGUGAAAGCAGAUGUUCUUCUUUGUACAGGAAGAAAAUACUCUGGAAUGGCUACUUCCAUAAAUCAAAGUGGAUUUUGCAUUCAUCUCAUAUGUAAUGAGUUGAAUAGUGCAUGGUGAAACACAUUUCAUAGAACAAGCUCACUCUAUCAACUUUCUUGUAAAGUCAGAAUAGACAUUUUUGUUUUUUUUUCAAAUUGAAAUAUGUUGUAUAGUAUGUAUAUGAAGCAUAGUCAUUUGUUAUAUGUAUAUAGAGAUCAAUAGUCUAGUCUACUCAACAUUUUUUUGUGAGAGAGAAUUGUCAUUAUUCAAACUUCUCUUUUAGAUGCUUAUCAAAAUAUUGUACAUGUAUGUGAAUUAUUUGUUUAUUUCUAUUGAGAUAAGAAGAACUGAAUAUUUAAUCUGAUUUUAUAAUCCCAAUCAUCUAUAUUUUUUGGUCAGUAGUUGAUAGAGGGGUGAAAGGAGCUUUAAAUUUUAAUUUGGGAAAUAUUCUAAAUGUCUCAUUGGUGAUACUUUUAGUGAGAUCAUGAAUUCUAUAUGAGUGAAUUAUGGAUUUGGUGAAUGUUUGCAAGAUUGGGUUUAUUUAUUUUAUGUAAUUGUGAUUGAUCAUUCAAGAGAGAGAGAGUUGUACUUAAUUUACAAAGUAUGCAUUUUAAAAUGUAUAAGGAAUUUUCAUAACUCUCACCAUUUAUGUCCCUUUAUGCCAUAAAUAUUCAAUGUGGGAAAGGUAAACAUAUUUUUGGCAUCUAUCCUCCCAGAUGUGUUUAGUUAUCGUACUUAUAGAUAUUUUUUUCUUUAUAUCUGUUUUGUAAUAAAGGGUGUUAACUGUUUUAUGCUUGUGCUUUCAACUAUGUAUUUAUAGUAGUAGUAUUAUUACACAUUGUACACAGAAACAUGGAGGAUGCUUUUUAUAUGAGCAUAGAGUAUGAUGUAAUAUUAUUUCAUGCCAACAGCAUGUAUUGUGAUGAUACAAAGUAGAUGUAAACCAUUGAUGCACACACAUAACUACAAAAAAAUAUAUAUAUGAUAAAAAUCGUAUGAACUUGAUGUGAAAAUAAAAUGAUUCUAAUUGAUUCUGAAAUUAGACCUUCAAAUUUUCAUUAA